This is a messenger RNA of Wasmannia auropunctata (little fire ant), 5544 nucleotides long. RefSeq names its product ubiquitin conjugation factor E4 B (gene Ube4B). NCBI's taxonomy places the organism in Eukaryota, Metazoa, Arthropoda, Insecta, Hymenoptera, Formicidae. Gene Ontology annotation, biological process: protein polyubiquitination. Gene Ontology annotation, cellular component: cytoplasm; ubiquitin ligase complex; nucleus. Gene Ontology annotation, molecular function: ubiquitin-ubiquitin ligase activity. Bases 1353 to 4658 code for a protein of 1101 amino acids. The transcript has 8 exons. The record is from RefSeq and is a predicted model, not a curated record.
AAGGACGGAGGGAAGUAGAGAGCGCGUGUCGACGCGUUGGUUGCUCAGCUGUUUUGAAGAGUCGACGACGCACGGCGGAGCGACUUGGCUUGGCCGUGACUCGGCGCGAGACCACUGCAUCCACGUCCAAACGCCAAACAGAUGUGGAGUGACUGUCCAGAUCUCUGACAUUGACGUAUCUCGGCCACGAGUGUCGUCGUCGCGCGAGGCGAGCACGCGUCGAGCAAUACACACAGACAUAUAUAUAUAAUAUAUAUACACACACACACACACACACCAUACAUUCGUCGUACCCUCUUUUGCGUGAACGCGCGGAGGCGCGACGGCGAGGAAGAGAGCCGCGCGUAGUCGAGAGCGGGCAGGAGGCCGCACCGAGAGUAGUAGCAACCGAGCCAGUUUCCGCGGGACGUGAAACAGAGCGGGGCCUCGCAGGAUAAAAGAGCGAUCGCCAUGAGCGAGCUGAGCCAGGAAGAGGUGAGUCGAAGGAAACGAAGUCGUGCGGCUUGUGUUCCCGCUCCUCCUCUCCCCUCCCAUCCUUCCUCUCUCCCCGCCGUCUCGUGGCCGUCGUCGCGUAUCCUCCCCGGAGCGGAAGUCCCCCGCGGCUGUCUCGUGUUGUCCUGCGCCCAAUAUUCUCAACACUUCCGCCACGACGUGUCCCCGUCAUCCGCGCGGUGGUAUUUACCUCGCUCCCUCGCGACGAAUCUCGCGAUUUGUUGUCGAACGAGGCCUCGCACGCUUUCGUUUUCACGAGAAUCUUCUUCGUCUACUUUCUCUCCUUUCCCUGAAAAAAGAAAAAUCCUAAAUUUCUACGUAUUUUCAUAUGUAUUUUUUUUUUAAUUUUUUUUUUCCAUUUCGAUACGAGUCGCGAAGGACAGGUCCAUUGUCCGCGCUCGCGGGAUCUCGAGGGAGGCUCUUCCUCGAAGUCGGUUUUUUCCUUGUUGCACACCGUUUUCUUUGUCGAUCGUAAAGCGAAACGACCCACACGUUCGCAAGAAAACCACUUACAUAAUGGACGCUAUGCAAAUCAAUCUUUUGCGCUUUAACGAAGAAAAAACUUUGCGCGACGUCUUGUCAACGUUUUUAUCCUAACGUUUAACGAGCGCUUUGCGGGAAAUGUUUGCUGCUUUAAUAAUUCCUCUGUUUUCUGUAAACGCGACUGAACGCGACGAUAGAAUUCCGUUUGGUUCCCAUCGAACGAGCGCUUUACAGGAACAAAUGUUUGCCCCUUGAUAAUUCCUCUGGUUUCUGUAAACGCGACAAUGAAAUUCCAUUUACUUCUCAUCGAACUUUGACCCUUUUCCUUUUGUCUACUUUGUCUCUAGUUUCUAGCGAGAUUACGGCAAUAGGAAUUUAUGCAAAUGAGGAGAAGGCGGUUAGCCCGCUUGGAGGGCUUCAACAAUAAUAACGCAACUGCCAGUUCGUCUAAUGCUAUUGCUCCAACUUCCCCGAGUACUCCUGAGCCAUCGAAAGCAUUUACAGGAACGAUAUCUCCGUCUAUUCAACAACAAUUCCAGCGCACCGAGAUACCAAUGGAAGUAGAAGAGAGCAACGACAAACAAUGUAAUAUUACUGAAAUGGAUAAUUCAGGAAUUGAAAGCAUGGAGGUUGACGAAUCGGAUAGGAAAGAUUCGAUACCAAGAUCACGCACGACCAGUUCUAGCAUAGAAGUUACAACCGAUCACAUACAUGUUGUCAUAUCACGUGUCUUGCGCAUAUCGUGGAAAAGCCCGGUCGAAGGAAGUGUAUUCUUACCGCAAACAGCAGCGUACACGCUGAAGCAGAGACAGGUGGACUUUAGUGAAAUUAUCAAUCAGGCCCUGAUGGAGGUCUUGUGCAUGUUCUCGAAAGGGGAGGAUCCCUUGAAGGAUAUUACGGUAGAAAUGUCGUCCGAUCGACAGGACAGUCCAAAUAACCAAGCGAGUCCCCUGCUAAGUCCUGUCGUGGCUCUUCCGUCGUACCAAUUGCCGACGAUGCCGUUGCCCAUAGGCAGCAAGUCGUCGCAACCGAAAAGUUUAACUUACUUGCUAGACUGUUACUCGAGAGUCGCAAUAGAGGAGAGAAAUCAUCCGAAGCGAUCCAGCGUACCACCGCUUUCCGACGUACUGACGGUUUUGAAAACGCAAUGUGUUCAGUACUCCAGCCUCGUUCUACAGGGAUUGGUUGGCAUUUGCGAAGCCACAAUUGUCCCUAUGUGCACCACGUAUCUUCUCUAUCCGAUAUUGUCGCAGAGCUUGCCACGGGGCUACCUUCACGAGCUCGUGGCUAGGACACACACGAAUUCGAGCACGUUCAACAAGAUAUUCACCCCGGUCUUGCAAGGCCUGUAUCUCUCGAUGCAACAGGCGAGCCUGGUCGGCAACACGCACAGAAGACCGAUCGAGGCGCUGGAGGAGCUGAUAGAAAUUCGCUGCGGUCCAAGUGGCAACAUACGUCCGAUAUGCCGUCUGAUUACGAAUCAAGUGCAAUUCUUGCCCGAUAUCAUGACGUCGGCCGCCGGCAGGGAGCUUACGAGGACCUCGUUUCUGGGACCGUUUCUGUCGGUGUCGGUAUUCGCUGAGGAACAACCGAAAGUGGCCGAGAAGUUUUUCAGCGGGAAUCCCGUCACGGACAAAUCCGUGAAUUUGUCGUUGCAGCAAGAGCUGGAAAGCACCAGAACCUCGCUGCACAAGAUGUUUCACGCGAUACUUGCGAACAGCAACUGCCGCGACGCCACUCUAACGUACUUAGCCGCGCUGUUGCGUCACAAUGAGAAACGCGCGCAGAUACAGACCGAGGAGUUCUCUCUCGCCGGGGACGGAUUUAUGCUGAAUCUACUGUCGGUCCUGCAAAUGCUCUCUGUGAAAAUCAAACUGGACACCGUGGACCCGCUGUAUCCGUUUCAUCCCUCCAGCUUCGUCGAGAUAAAGAACGACACAAGACUGAAACUCUCCUCGCACGAGGUCGCGGAAUGGCAGAAGCAUCUCGAGAAGACGCACAAGUGGACGGACUCGAAGUUUCCGACUCAGUGCUGGUUCUUGACGUUGCACUGCCAUCACAUCGCGCUGUUGCCGGCGUUGCAGAAGUAUCAGAGAAAAUUGCGGGCGUUGCGCGACUUGCAGAAGAUGCUCGACGAACUGCAAGCCACGGAGCCCCAGUGGAAGGACAGCCCCUUCGCGGAGCAUAACAGAGACUUAAUUAAGCAAUGGAAGCAACAAUUAAAGCGAUUGAUUAAAUCCAAAUCGUGCGCGGACGCGGGUCUGAUAGAUCCUGUCUUUUUACGAAGAUGCUUACACUUUUAUAUAUCCGUGGCCGAGAUUUUGCUGAGCCUGCUGACACAGACCGCACCGGGUAAUCCUCUCCCCAAACUACCGCUUCCUCAGGAGGUUACGUGCAAGUUUACCGCACUACCCGAAUGGUACGUGGAGGAUAUAGCGGAAUUCUUGUUGUUCACGCUCCAAUUCUGUCCUGGGGUAGUGGCAAGUAAUAUGGAUAACUCGCUUAUCACGUGGUUACUGGUCGUCGUGUGUACGCCGCAUUGUAUACGAAAUCCGUACCUAAUCGCAAAAAUCAUCGAGGUCCUCUUUGUGAUAAAUCCUAGUGUUCAGGGAAGAACGGAGACUCUCCAUGACAAAGUGAUGGCGCAUCCUAUAUCUAAGACACUUCUGGCGUCGUAUCUCAUGAAGUUUUACACCGACGUCGAAACCACCGGCUCCAGUUCCGAGUUUUACGACAAGUUUUCAAUACGCUAUCACAUAAGCUUGAUCUUAAAGUCGAUGUGGGACAGUCCAGUGCAUCGCGCGUCCAUCGUCAAUGAGAGCAAUAACGGCAAGCAAUUCGUCAAGUUCGUCAACAUGCUGAUGAACGACACCACCUUCCUGCUCGACGAGAGCUUGGAAUCGCUGAAGCGCAUACACGAGGUGCAGGAACUCAUGUCGGACACCAGCGCGUGGAGCGCGCUCACCCAGGAACAGCAGCAGUCGAGGACGAGGCAGUUGGCGGCGGACGAGAGGCAGGCCAGGUCCUAUCUUACACUAGCCAAGGAGACGGUUGCCAUGUUUCACUAUCUGACGGUCGACAUUAAGGAGCCGUUCCUACGACCGGAAUUAGUCGGGCGAUUGUGUGCCAUGCUGAAUUUCAAUUUGCAACAAUUGUGCGGACCUAAGUGCAAAAAUCUGAGAGUGAGAAAGCCGCAGAAGUACGGGUGGCAACCAAGAACGUUACUCAGCCAAUUGGUUGAUAUAUAUUUGCAUCUUGACUGUGAUAAUUUCGCGGCCGCUUUAGCCAGCGACGAACGUUCGUUCUGUAAGGAGUUAUUCACGGACGCUGCGAGCAGGCUAGAAAGAUCUGCGAUCAAAACUACCACGGAAAUCGAGAGAUUCAUAGCGCUCGCGGAGCGGGCGGCGAUAAUCGCGAGAGAUAAUCGCGCGCGCGACGCAGACUACGGUGACGCACCCGAGGAAUUCCGAGAUCCGUUGAUGGAUACUCUUAUGGAGGACCCAGUUAAGCUACCAUCCGGUAUCGUUAUGGACAAGGCAGUUAUCAUUAGACAUUUACUCAAUAGUGCCACGGAUCCUUUCAGUCGGCAGCCACUUAGCGAAGACAUGCUCACACCAAUGCUCGACUUGAAAGAAAGGAUAUCUGUGUGGAAGCAACAAAAGAAAAAAUCGACGAAUAUAUAAACGGUGCUAAUGUGAGACGAGAAUUCUGCAAGUAAAAAUAGGAAUAAAGAGCGAAUUUAGCAUUCAACAUAGAGAGAAAGAGAGAGAAAGAGAGAGAGAGAGAGAUUAGCAUACAAUUCAACAUAAUUGUCAAUAUUGCACGAUACAUUCUAUCAGGCAAAUGCAUCGAUCCAGUGCAGUUGAUGAUUAUAGUGCAAUGAUCUCGCUGUUGUGCAACAAUUGCGCUCAAUAAAUUUACAGUUUUUAUACAAUAAAACAUUAAUACAGACUGCAGCUAGCGAACUGCCAAUAUAUUGCUCCAAAUAAUAUACUUUAGAAAGUUGUAAAUAAUUGCUGGCUACAUGCCAGUAUCCAAAAUCACUAUUCAUAAAUAAGCUACAUUACUUUUUACGUCUUUCGAUGUAUGUGGCAGCGGGUGAGUUUCAAGCAUAUCCCGCGAAAAUAUAAUGUUAAAUAGUAUAAAACUAGUAAUAUAAAUGACUACCAUAUACUUCCAUAAACUCGACAUUUAAAAAUAAAAAAAAUGACGGCAUGAAAUCUGUGCAUAAGAUUUGUAAUUCAAUGAUUUUAGCAAGUGUUGCUUUUUAAAGUUUAUCGUAUAUAAAAUUGUGAUAUAUUAUUUGUCAAUCUUUAACAUGAGUUACAAAAUAUGGCAAUCAUUUAUCUUUAUAAUGGUCAAACACGUGGAUGAUUACUUUGCAUUCUUAUGCUAAAGAUACAGAAAUACAUUUUGAUCUAUAUUAUGUAUGAUAAUUCAAAUAUUAUUUUUUGCUUCAUUUUGUAAAGAAGAUAAAAUGUACCGUUUUUACAGAUGUACAUAUUUUUUUUACAGACAGAUGCUACAUCAAGUCUAUAUUUGAAACAUUUUGAAUUACACGUUUUGCUU